This is a messenger RNA of Parnassius apollo (apollo), 315 nucleotides long. The record is from the annotation of a GenBank genome assembly. Lineage: Eukaryota; Metazoa; Arthropoda; Insecta; Lepidoptera; Papilionidae.
AUGGACGAACAGUUUGCAAAACUAAUAAAAGCAGGCAAAAACACUCUCGAUGGUCUAAUUCAAUGGAUGAAAGAUGCUAAAAUCAUUGACGGAAUCAAAGUGACGGAGCAGAAAGCGCGUGAAGUGUUCUCCGAGACCACCGAUCCCAAGAACGUCAACUUGGACAAGUUCAAAGAGGCCUUGACUAAGCUGGCUGCGGAUCAAAAGAAGAGUGUGGAGGAGUUCUCUAAGACUUUAGCAGAUGAAGCACCCAAAUUUAUAGAUGCACUGACGGCUAGAGCUAGCACUUUAAAAGACGCAAUAUCGAAAAAGUGA